Messenger RNA from Hipposideros armiger (great roundleaf bat), 3242 nucleotides. RefSeq names its product TNF receptor superfamily member 1B (gene TNFRSF1B). Gene Ontology annotation, molecular function: tumor necrosis factor receptor activity; tumor necrosis factor binding. Bases 94 to 1443 code for a protein of 449 amino acids. Gene Ontology annotation, cellular component: membrane. The record is from RefSeq and is a predicted model, not a curated record. The transcript has 9 exons. Gene Ontology annotation, biological process: regulation of T cell cytokine production; intrinsic apoptotic signaling pathway in response to DNA damage; extrinsic apoptotic signaling pathway. Lineage: Eukaryota; Metazoa; Chordata; Mammalia; Chiroptera; Hipposideridae.
GCUGGAGCGCAGCGGAGCCCGAGUAAAGGCGCGAAGAGUGAGGGGUCCGGCCGGCGGAACCCCGCCCGCGCUCGGCCGCCACCACUAGUCCCCAUGGCGUCCGCCGCCGUCUGGACCACGCUGGCAGUUGGACUGCAGCUUUGGGCCGCGGGCCACGCUGUGCCCGCCCAGGCCCAGGGUCUGAGCAGAAGCCCCACCCCACUGAGACCUCUGACCCUUGCUUUCUCAGGCUACCGUGUAAAAGUCUUCUGCACCAAGACCUCAGAUACGGUGUGUGCCCCCUGCGAGAAAAGCACAUACACCAAGGUCUGGAACAGGGUCCCCGCAUGCUUCAGCUGUGGGUCCCGCUGCAAGACUGGCCAGACGGAAACUCAAGCCUGCACUGGGAAAAAGGACCGCAUAUGCGACUGCCUGCCAGACUGGUACUGCAUGCUGCCAAAGCCGGAGGGGUGCCGGGAGUGUGUGCUUCAGCGCAAGUGCCCCCCCGGCUUCGGUGUGGCCAAACCAGGAACUGCAACAUCAAAUGUGCGGUGUGCUCCCUGUGACCCAGGGACAUUCUCUGACACAACAUCAUCCACAGAUACUUGCAGGCCCCACCAGCGCUGUAGCUCGGUGGCCAUCCCUGGCAAUGCAAGCAUGGAUGCGGUCUGCACAUCUGUGCUCCCCACCGUGAGAGUGGCCCCAAACUUAGACCUCGUGCCCCAGCUACUGUCCACGAGAUCCCAACACGUGGAGCCAACUCCAGGACCUAGCACAGCAUCAAGUACCUCUGUCCUGCUCCCAAUGGUCCCAAGUCCCCCGACUGAAGGGGUCGGCACAGGGAACAUUUCUCUUCCAAUUGGACUGAUUGUGGGUUUGACAGCCUUGGGACUGCUAAUAAUAGGGCUGGCGAACUGUCUCAUCAUAACCCAGAAGAAAAAGAAGCCCCUUUGCAUGCAAGGAGAAGUGAAGGUGUCUCACCUGCCUGCUGAUACGGCCCGGGGUGCUCCGGGCUCCGAGCAGCAGCACCUGCUGACCACGGCGCCAAGCUCCAGCAGCAGCUCCCUGGAGAGCUCAGCCAGCACUGAAAACAAGAGGGCGCCCAGCAGGGACCAGCCGCAGGCACCAGGCACAGGGAAGGCCAGUGGGUCUGGGGAGGCCCAGGCAAGCUCCAGGAGCCCAGAGUCUCCUCCUGGCGGCCAAAGGACCCAGGUCAACGUCACCUGCAUCGUGAAUGUUUGCAGCAUCUCCGACCAUGGCUCUCAGUGCCCCUCCCAGGCCAGCUCCAUGAUGGGGGACACAGAUGCCAGCUCCUCAGGCUCCCUGAAGGAUGAACAGGUCCCUUUCUCCAAGGAGGAGUGCCCUUUCUGGUCCCAGCCAGGGGCCCCAGAGACUCUGCUGCAGAGCCCAGAGGACAAGCCCCUGCCCCUCGGAGUACCCGAUGCCGGGAUGAAGUCCAGUUAACCAGGCUGGCGUGGGCCGCAUCACAGCCGAGGUGGGCUGACCCUUGGGCCUUCUUGGCCCCUAGCGCCCAGCACUCUGGUUCUUUCUGGGCCAAAUUCCUUUCGUGGCCUCCACAGCCUCAGUCUCCCUCUUACCUACAGGCAAAAAGACAAUGCAGGGAGAGUCAUGGAGACCCUCUCCCGUCACCGUGUGCGUCCUUCUCGCAAGGCUGGCUGGAUGUGCUGGGCAGCCUGGGGCCGGCCCCUGCCUCUCCAAAUUGCACCCCCAGCUGGUCCUAUGAACUUGGCUUCUGAAGCCCUUGUUGUUUUGAUCCCUGGGCUCUACCGGCUCUGGCUUCCUGGGAACCCCCAGCAUCCUGCAUUCCAGAGGGGCUGCUGGGGAAGAGGGACACUGUGUGAGUCAUCCACGGAGAAGAGGCAGUGGAGAAAGGGCUGUGCUUUAGCCUGAAAGCUGAGACUGCAGGACGGUUUCAGUGAGGGUCUGGGGCUGUCCAAGGUCAGUCAGAUGGCUCUGUGCAGGGAGGAGGUGACAACCCCUAUAGGGGGUGGCGGUCCCCCGGGUUAGCUAAGGAUCCUUGGAAAGCACCACCUCCAAGUCCAUUCUUGCUAGCGCCACCUCUGGUACAAGGGUGUGGAAAUCGGACACCCAGAGGGCCCAGGCAGCCAACCUGAAGGAGUGCCCUGGCUUGGGCACGAUGGCAAACCUCUAACAGGAAAUCUUUUAAUUUUAAUAUGUGACAAUAAAAAAAUAAAUAAAUAAAAAGUAAGCACCAUAGAAGCAAACAAGCCAAGCACCACGGACGCAAACAAGCCAACAACACAACAAAUCAAAGUCAGCUUGCCUCCUCUGCCUUGGACCUUCACUCCAGUUUACUCACAGCCCCAGGCCCCCACCCUCUCCCUCCCGGGCGUGGGGCUCCAAGGCCACACCUUUUCCUAUCAGGGAAUUUCAGGAACUGGAGAUGACCGAGGCCCUGCAGCCAUCUCUCUCCUCCUACCUCAGCCUGCACCUUCCUCCUUUGCCUCUCGAGGGGGUGUUCCUGUUUCCCCCUGAACCCCCUCCUGCUGUUCCUGGAGUCCCAGGCCCCAGGGGAGCUGUGGGGACACAUUGGUACUGUGCCUGUCGCGAUCCCAAGUGGAUGUGAGGUGCUGAGAGCCAGUCUGUGUCUGUGUAUCUGUGUCUGUGUGUCUGUGUCGUGUACUGUGGGUCUGCGCAGCCAAUGUCGUCGGGUUGAAUGGCCUUCCUGAAGUCAACAGUUUUGCUAAGGAGUUCUUACCUUUUAAAGAGUUAGCCCAGUGCCCCCAAACACACUUGUCCACACCCUGCAGAUGGUGGGCAAGUGUGGCCUUGACCAGAUUCUGGAAGGAAGGGGACGGGGUCUCCUUGAGAAGCCAUUUGGAUCUGUGGUACUGGGAUCCCUUGUUGAAAAAUUCCACUGGACUUGAACUUGGCAGCUGAACUUUUUAGAGAGUGGGCGAGUCCAGCCGUUACCAUGGAGACAAGAAAGGCUGUCCAUCCAGGAAAUCAAGAUGUCUUACUGCCCGGACUGGCCAGGGUCUCCACCCACAUUGGAUCCUGCACUGUCAUGGAGCACACCUGCCCCCUGGUGGUCAGUCCUGGGAGGACUUCUAGGACUCUUUGCCAUCACCCCAGCAGAGCAGGGAGGUGAUGAAUUAAAAGGAGACCCUUUCUGGAUGUAGCCUCAGUUCCCGGCUUGUGUUGAUCCCAAGACGAUGAGAGUUUGCACUGUAUACUAGGCAGCAUUCCUGCUUGUAAAUAAACCUUUCGUUUGUUUUACA